Messenger RNA from Talaromyces rugulosus, 5325 nucleotides. RefSeq lists its product as uncharacterized. The coding region runs from base 1 to 5325 and encodes 1774 amino acids. The record is from RefSeq and is a predicted model, not a curated record. Gene Ontology annotation, cellular component: Scc2-Scc4 cohesin loading complex. Gene Ontology annotation, molecular function: chromatin binding. NCBI's taxonomy places the organism in Eukaryota, Fungi, Ascomycota, Eurotiomycetes, Eurotiales, Trichocomaceae. The transcript is spliced from 5 exons. Gene Ontology annotation, biological process: replication-born double-strand break repair via sister chromatid exchange; establishment of mitotic sister chromatid cohesion; regulation of gene expression.
AUGGACCAUCCCCGGCCUACGAUACAGGUGGUCAUCAAUGGCCUGGGACAGCCUCAGGGCUAUCCCCUCAACGCCCCAAAUGGCGGACAGCGCAAUAACCGACCGUUACAGGUGGACGAAGCGCUGCAAUAUUCUCCCAUGACCAGUGCGCCGGUGUUUGGCCUAGACUCAAUAACACAGCCUGACGUCGGCGGACAAGCCUCUACCAAUUUCUCCACGUAUUCCCGAUCGGCCGCUCGAAAGAUCAUCCAGGAUCUCAACAAUGAGACUCGUCUGGGCCCGAAGAAGUCAGCUCUGCUGGGAGCGGUUCGUCAAGAGCUGCUGACUGAACACCUGAGUGCAGAGAAACUGUCAGAUUUCAAGUUCAAGCUCCCUCAAAGCUUGAAGCAGAACGGCCACCCGUCGCAAAAGGAAGCUUCUGCAACGACCACGAAAUUGAGCCCCUUUGCUAGCUUGAUGCUAAAUGCCACAAACAUUGCAUUCACCUAUCCCCAACGUGAAGCGUUUGCAUCGGUCGCGAAGCCCAGCGGCGGCUCCUUCCCUCCCAGUACCGACUCCCCCGCCAACGGUCAAAGACAGUUCCUUCGUCCUGCUGUGCUCGUUCCACCCCUCGACCCUUCGAAGAACUAUCACUUGGGUGAGGAUCAAGGGGCUCCCAAACGCCGGAAGCUGAACGCGGAGUACGACACAUCGGCCACCGACCUGCGACUCAAAGAUCAAAAGGAAGAAGCAGAUGCGGCUUUGUUGAAGCUACAAGAUUUCAUGCAUGAGGUUUUUGAAACAGAAGACCGACUUGAACCUGAUACCUCUUCUGCCGCUCUGGCACAAGAGUCAAAUACCAUGUUUAGGGUUACGAAUGUUUUGGAAGUGCGCGGGCCUAUCUUGGGCCCAGAAAGCCACUCUCGACUCCAGAAGUCGUUGCAGAAAGUUACGGGCUUCGGGCGGUUGCACGACAUUCCCUCUGAGUAUAUCACUCGUCUUCAAAAGUUGUGUGAGCAGCCUAUAAUAUCUGCACAAGGUCUAGACCUAAGGCUAGAUGACCCUUCGAACGAUGCCGAUACACAGACAUGGCUCUUCAAACUUGAAGAUAUGUACAACACUCUUCUCGCUAUUGGAACCCUUCUCCAAACCAUGUCAGGGCGGCGGAGCGAGAAAGACCUCUGCCCCGAGGAUCUUAUACAAGCAGUACCCAAUGUACUAACAGCUGUUUUUGACCACUGCAUUAUCCCUGCUGCUGAAUGUCGCCCUGUCGACAAAGACUCAAAGCUUUUCGAACUCGUUAGCCGUGAGAAGAGAAUUAUUGGCAGUCUGAAUCACCAAGCAAGGAAGCUCUUAGUGUCGCUGGCCAACUUCUUUUCGCGAAUCGAUGUUUCCGAGGGGGUGGUCACAUCUACAAUGUUUCUUACGACUAAGCUGAUUUUCGUCGAGAAUGCGCACAACGACAAAGAUUCCGCUAUCGGCUACCAGAAAUUCGAAUCUGUUCGUCGCGCAGCUAUGGAUGUCCUUGCUAAGAUUUUUUCUCGCUACCCAGAUCAACGUCCCUACAUUCUUGACGAGAUUCUCGUGUCCCUGGAAAAGUUACCUUCCACCCGCCAGAACGCCAGGCAGUUUAAACUCAUCGAUGGCAAGAACAUACAGUUGCUUACCGCUCUUGUAAUGCAACUUGUACAAACCACGGCUAUGGAUACACCACAGUCCAACAAGUCCAGGGCCAAACGCCGAAUCCCCGCUCCCCGUGGCGAUAAUGACGAUGACGAUGAGCUUGUUAACACCAAGUACGAGGAUGAAAGUGAAUUCGAUAAUGACUCUGAUGAUGGGUUUACAUCUAAGGCGUCCUUAGAAAGGCUUGCAAGUCGAGCGAACAAACUUUACGACAACGCAGUUAGAAGCGCUCAGUAUAUAAUCAAGUUCAUCGUUCAACGUGCCAUGACGUCAACAAAAACAGGAGACCAGCCCUAUCGAAAUAUCCUCGAUCUCUUCACAGAAGAUUUGCUUGGCGUUUUGGGAUCAACAGAUUGGCCUGCUGCAGAGCUACUGUUACGUAUUCUUGCAUCUCAUAUGGUCGGCAUCGCUGAACUUGAUAAGAGUUCUGCAACAGCGAAGAACAUGGCUCUUGAACUGCUUGGUUGGAUGGGCUCUGGAAUCUCGGACCUUACUGCUACUGCCCAACACUUGAUGCUCUCUAUGGAAGAGGGGGGCAAUACUAUCACCGAGUACCUUCGACAGGCCUAUGAUGAACAUACCAGACAUGCAUUGCAUCCACAAGAUCUCGUGGCCGUAGACGGCCCGUAUCGUAUCACAUUGGAAUACCUACAGGAUCGAGAUCUCGACAACUGGCAACUUACCAGCGCUCGGGGCUACUACUUGGUUCAAUGGGCAAAGACAGUUACGUCCGCGUAUUACGAAUCAGCCGAUCGAGACACUGUUAGUCAAGAUCGACGAGUGCAUGAGCUGUUGUCUCUACUUCCCAAGCUUUUAUCAGAUCCAAAAUGGCUCGAAACCAAUAGUCAUUAUAACAACGUUUCAACCGCUCAUGGAAAGUUCGCGUAUAUCUUGACUGUUCUCAAUAUGGGAUUUUCCAAAGCUUUCGAUACUAUCUUAAAGGUGUUAUUGAAUUCGAUCACUAGUGACCAAGCAAAGGUCAGGAGCCGCAGUUUAAAGAGUGUUAUUACAAUGCUUGAAAAAGACCCGAGUCUUCUCGAUCGAGACUCAUCUGUCAUGCGGGUGAUUCUCAGAUGUGCAACAGAUGCUUCUCCUAUGGUCCGCGACUCCGCUCUUUCGUUAAUUGCCAAGUGUAUUGGGUUGAAGCCAGGGCUUGAAGAAGAAGGAUGUCGAGCCAUUCUUACUUGUGCUGGUGAUGCCACAGCUGGUGUCCGAAAGCGCUGCAUUACACUUUCGAAAGACAUCUUUCUCAAAACAGUUCGCAAAGACCUGAAGCUUGCUAUUCUUGAGAGUUUACUGCAAAGAACAAGUGACUUUGAAGAAGGCGUGGCAGGUCAAGCUCGGCAGACUAUGGAGGAGCUCUUGUUUGCCCCUUUCUAUUCAACCAUUGACACUUUGCAAGACGCGCCAAAAACCAAAGUAGCAUUAGCAGAUCAGGUUUCUCUUGUUGUCAAUUUGGUUCAACGCAGUGAAAAUUCCGAGGAGGGAUUGGGAUCAUUCCUAAAGAAGAUUAUAUCCGAGACCACUAAAUCACCCACUCAGAAUUUCAAGGUCUGCAAGGCAAUGGUCGCCAACAUGUUUGAAAGGGUUAUCGACGACUCCGCCUCGCCCGAGAAACUAGGACAUCAGGCCCUUCUUCAGACCAUCACGGUCUUUGCCAAAGCUAAUUCAAAGUUAUUCAUUCCCGAGCAACUCCAAGCGUUGCAUCCGUAUAUCGGGAACCUCGUUACCGCAGACGAUCUGUUCAUUUUCCGGUCGGUAGUUGUCAUCUACCGCUGUGUCCUCCCUUACAUCUCAUCAGCGCAUAACGCAUUUCUCAAAGAGGUGCAAAACGACCUCUUCAAAAGCGUCGCCAAGCUUUCUAGAUCUGAGCUGAACGAAGUGAUGGCAUGUUUGUGGACUAUCAAUGGCGUUCUUCAAAACCCCGACAGACUGGUUAAACUUACAAUAUCGGUAUUGAAAGGUAUCGGCCAGGCCAAAGGAGUGGACCUCUCCGACAGCAGUAAGAAGGACUUGUUGAACCGGGCUCGCAGCUAUGUGCGUAUUGCAGGUUGCGUAGGAAGACACUGUGACCUUGAAAGUUUUGAGCCACACUUCAAAAAGUCCUUUCCUACAUGGAAAGGUGGCUCUGUGGCUGGUCUUUUGGUCAAUUUUAUCUUGCCAUUUAUAGAACAACACCAACCGCUGGAGCUGAGAACGAUGGCCCUCGAGAGUCUUGGGUCUAUUUGUCAAUCAUGGCCUGCUCAGUUUAGCAGGGAGGAGCCUAGACGAGCGAUCUCGGCCGUUUUCCAGGAUGAGAAUGCUGGCCUACACAACAUAAUCCUCCGGGCAUUCUCUGACUUUUUUGCCAUCCACGAGGGCAGAUUAGAGAAACUCGUUCAACCCCAGGGUGAUUCCUCUGAUCCAGAAGCUGCGACCAGAUUAGGCAGUUCCUUGAAAGCCAACGACAACGAUGGUGCGGCAGCGUUAAUUGCCCAGCACUUCCUCAAGGAUAUGCUGCGAAUCGCUCAUUCCAGGCAAGAUUCAUACUCGUUGACUGCCAUCGAACUUAUUGCAAGCAUUAACCGUCAAGGUCUUGUCCAUCCCAAAGAAUGUGCCGGUGUCCUUGUUUCGUUAGAAACCUCAAACAUCCCUGCUAUCGCAAAGGUCGCGUUCGACACACACAAGAUGCUUCAUCAGCAAUACGAAUCUAUGUUUGAACGCGAAUACAUGCGCGCCGUCCAAGAUGCUUUUAUCUACCAACGGGAUGUUGUAGGAGACUCCAACGGAGCACUAGCGCGUCCUUAUGCUGCGAAACUCGGCCCCCUUUUCGAUAUCGUCAAGAUUAGCAACAGCAAAUACCAGAAGAAAUUUCUAUCCAAUUUCUGUUCAAAAGUGGAUUUUGAACUUAAGAAACUUGAUACGAGUGGAAACCCUCCCGAGCAAUUACUUUUGGCAAGAUUUUUGUGUCAAAACCUGGCAUUCUUCGAAUACGCGCAGCUUGCUGAGUUGCUACCAACUAUUGCAUGCAUGGAGAGAAUUGUCUCAGCCACCGGCACAGUUGUUGCUCAUGCCAUUGAGACCGAGAUCUUUCCUCCUCAGAUGGAUCCUGUCAAGCAAGAAGGUGGCCUUGAUAAUAUGGUGUUCAAUGGUCAACCGGCGAUGGCUCCUUCGCUGCCCGCUAUUAAUCCUCGUGCUCUACGGCACCUUGCCACCGCUGCUGCUAUCUUGUCGAUGCUAUGGGAGGCACGAUCACAUAUUAGGAGGCAAUAUGGUAUCAAUUCUCCUGUCAAGGGAAACGAACGCAAGGGAAAUGCCAAGGAGCUCAAUAAAACUCCGUCCAAGAUCCACGGCAUUACAGGCGAUCGUUUCUGGGAAGCCAUAGGCAGGAACAUGGCCUGUCUUGAUAGCGAACAAAAUAUGCUCGAGAAAUGCCGCUCUUUCGCCACACUACUUUCCAUCGAUGACGAACUGAAAGUUUCUCGUGAUGACGACGCUGAUCGAGAUAGCCUGGACGACGGCCUUGAUGAGGACGUUGGCUCGACCAACAGAGGCAAACCUAUGAAAAGAAAGAGCUCUCUGUCCGGAGGGUUGACGCCUAAACGUCCCAGGAACAGAAGCCGCAACGGUAUCAACAAGAAACAAAUCAGCUCCGAGCCGGAGGAAGCUGUGUUUUUUGACUGA